AUGACCAGUUUCGAACGUAGGCAAGAACAGCUCUCGCCCCAUUUAGGACCUGGUGGGGGAAGCUCAACCCAGGCCAACAUACGAAUAAGCCCCGACGCUGAGUGUCAGGAAGGUUUGCGGCAGAAGCUAUCGAACUUAAAAGCUUCAAUUACUUUUGGCCCAUCUCUACGCAUCACAUCUUAUCACGCACAGAAUGAGGAUCCCGAGCCGUCCCAACAAGGCGGUUCAGACUCUGGGAUCGGAAUCGCUACGCCCCUUUCAAAAAGCGCCCAACAUGAACCCCAAGGCAAGCACUUAGAUGACACCAAGCUUCUAUGGUUCGAUUUACCUGUACCAGACAGGCUAAAGGGCAAAUUCUUUGAUAUAAAAAACCUAUAUACCCGAGAUCUUCUUGACUACAUAUCAGUGCGAAAGCGAGACCCUGGGGACAUAUCCAUGAAGUUGAGAUACUUGGGGGUCAGUCCACAGCACACACAGCUCCAUAUCGUCAUCCAGUGCGAAGAGAAGGUCGCAAGGAGGGUUAGGAAGUUCUUCGCAAAAAAAGAUGUCGAGCAAAACCUUUCACCUGAUUUCCGAGUCUUGGUGCUGGAAAAGACACUCCUUCGAUUGGGAAAUGAUGGCUUGAUUCAGGUUCUGGCCGGUUCAACGCCUAAGGAGACCUGGUGUGGCACUCCCAUAAAGUUCAAUAGAGGGGGCAUGUACACUAUGGCAACUUUUGGUGGAGUCAUCAUAGUUGAAACCUCCUGCCGACGUUUGUAUGGACUAACGGCUGCUCAUUCUCUCGAAAGUUUACAAGCAGAUGUCCACAAAUACCAGGAGGUGCCCGAAAGGGAUGAGACGGAAUCUCUAUCAUCUACAGAGACUUCCGAUGGAGAUAGCGAUUUUGCUUUUGCUUCUGCCACCACAACUGAAGGCUCUAUGCAGCAUCUUGAUAAUCCCAGUAUUGAAGAAUGGGACUCAAACGCAGCACUCGGCACCGUUUUAUGUGAUACGCUCCGUUCUCCGGUAGCAGAAAACUACGAUUGGGCUAUUGUUGAUCUGAUUCGACCAAAAGCACUACCUAAUGCACUUUUCAAGAAUCAACAGUCUGACGUAUCCGACUCUGAGGAAGAAGCUCCCCACGAAGCUACUAUACAUCUUGGAAGCACUUCGUCGCCCGAUUCAAUAUCUAGGCCAGUGCUAGUGUUGAAACAGGGAACUCCCCAGAAGGGUGAACUGUUUUUCGACGCCUCGUGCAUUAUGAUCUCCCCAGGUUCGACCUUUGUCGAAGUCCAUGACCUUCGUACGGAUCCUAAGUCGCCACUAAGCCCUGGUGAUUCUGGAUCAUGGGUAGUGGAUAGUAAUACUUCGGAAUUAUACGGCCACGUUGUGUCCGUGGAUGCAUUCAAUGAGGCCCAAGUGAUGCCUAUACAUUCCACGCUUGAGAGCAUCAAGUUGCGUUUGGGCGCGAGUCGAGUCUUUCUUCCAAGUGCACUUGAAACCGAGUACACAUACGUUUGCCAACAGGCUUCAUUAUUGACGGGCUUGGAAGAGCGGAGAGCCCCAUCGAAGAUACAUGAAGAACUGGAAAACAUUUUAAAGCAUGAAGUUAUGCUGAGGCACCGGGUAAAGUCCACUAAGGGUCUUCCAAGCUUUGACGACGAUCAGCUCUCCGAAUACGCUUUGAACCCUACUAGAAAUAUUGACCCUAUCCGGGACAUCUCAACUUCAUGGGAAGAAUUAGACAUUCUUCUGCACAUUGAACUAGUCUUUAAGUUGAUCGGCUACCCCCUCCGUCGCACUGAGACCAUCUCGGAUUUUCGAGGUGUGGCCAACAAAUUGCUGUAUCUUUCAGGGGUUCUUUGGCGAUUGAAGCAGGAAGCCGCUGACCAGCAAUCUAUUUUGCACACCAAAUCAUUAUAUGCCCAUAAUCUCCGGUCGACUAUUGAGCUAUGCAUUUUUCGGUUAUCCCAGGUGGUUUUACGACUUGACAACUAUCCACAUGGAUCGGCAACAACUGAGGUUGAAACGGCCAAGACGCUAGGCUUACUCAAGUACACCGAGAUCUCAAUAGCAGGCGAUGUGAGAAGAAUAUCAUCGCUUCUACAUACGGUCCAGCUGGAAAAGCAGGCAAUUGAAAAUGAAGAUAUGGAAAGGAAGUGGAAACAGGCAAUUGACAACCAAGAUCUGGAAAAGGGAAAGAAGCAGACGUAUUCAACAACGAAGAUAGGACGCAGAAGGAAGAGGACUAGACCCGAAGUCAUAUUUCCAUGGCCUAAACUUCCUAUUGUCAGACACAAGAAUCCAUGGGCCUUGAUGAGGGAAUCAGCGAGUUCACGAUACCGAGUAUUUCAAGACGAUGAUGGCGGAAGAAAACAUUCUCACCACUUUGUCCAACCGCAUCUAUACAACAGAGAUAGCCACCAGCCCGAAGAAGAACAAUCUGAAUGGGUGGACGUCGAUUCACUCGAAGGACUCGCCUAUCGACAGCAAGACCUCUUACAAGUCUUGGACUCUGAAAAAACAUUCGAAGAGUCUUAG
This is a messenger RNA of Fusarium verticillioides 7600, 2520 nucleotides long. RefSeq lists its product as hypothetical. NCBI's taxonomy places the organism in Eukaryota, Fungi, Ascomycota, Sordariomycetes, Hypocreales, Nectriaceae. The coding region runs from base 1 to 2520 and encodes 839 amino acids. The record is from RefSeq and is a predicted model, not a curated record. The transcript is spliced from 3 exons.